Bicyclus anynana (squinting bush brown) is the source of this 1414-nucleotide messenger RNA. RefSeq names its product NADH dehydrogenase [ubiquinone] 1 alpha subcomplex subunit 10, mitochondrial (gene ND-42). Bases 16 to 1365 code for a protein of 449 amino acids. Lineage: Eukaryota; Metazoa; Arthropoda; Insecta; Lepidoptera; Nymphalidae. The transcript has 5 exons. Gene Ontology annotation, cellular component: cytoplasm. The record is from RefSeq and is a predicted model, not a curated record. Gene Ontology annotation, biological process: mitochondrial electron transport, NADH to ubiquinone.
UGUCAAAUCGAAUCGAUGUUGUCUUGUCAAAACUCAAAAGUCAAAACUCAAAAUUUAUUUGUAUUUUUUUACAGCUGUCAAGUGUCAUUGUAUUGGGGACUGGGGUGUUAUGUCACACUCUUAAAAUUGAUUUUUUGUUAUUAUGAAUUGAAAGAGCCUACAAAGAAAAUGGCGACCUUAAUUAGAACUACAAUCGUGAAGGCAAUUCCUGCCCAAGGUGGUAAAAUUGCUGGCUGUGUGGUGGUCCAGAACAGGAGUAUCAUGGGCAAAGCGUUUCGUAACAGCCUCCCGCCGCCUGCGCCUAAACCAGCGCCGUUCGACUACGUGAAUAAAGAUUACACUUGGUUACGUAGCUUGACCGACAGAACGACACACAGGUUCGAUGAAAACUCCAAAGUGGUGGUCGUAGAAGGGCCUGUGGCCGCAGGAAAGACGAAAUUCGCUGCUGCCCUGGCCGAGGAUCUCGGAAUGAAGCAUUAUCCCGAAGCCAACAUGGAUAUUCACUAUGUUCGACCAAACGGUAUCGACAUCCGUCAAUUCGAUAAAGAUAUACCAGAGGACACCAGGACAUUCGAUCAUGUCAACUUCAACCGCUCUCCAAACCACCGGCUAGCAGGAAACUUCCAGAUAAUGAUGUUUAUGGCGAGAUACAGCCAAUAUAUUGAUGCUUUGACACAUGUUCUGAACACUGGCCAAGGUGUGGUCCUUGAAAGGUCGCCGUACUCAGACUUUGUUUUCCUAGAAGCUAUGUUGUCUCAGAAGUACAUCAGCAAAGGUGUCAAAUCUGUCUACUAUGAGUUGAGGGGGCAGACUAUUGAGGAUUUGAUGAGGCCUCACCUUGUUAUCUACCUGGAUUUGCCUGUUAAUAAGGUACAAGAAGCAAUCCAAGCCCGCAAAAAAGACUACGAAACUGGGGGCAAAGCCUUGACAGAACCAUUCCUUACAGAGAUGGAGCGUCAAUACAAACAUAAAUAUCUGAGAGACAUCUCCACUCAUGCUGAGCUGCUUGUGUACGACUGGACAGGUGGCGGCGAAGUUGAAGUAGUAGUAGAAGACAUAGAGCGUCUCGACUUCGACCAGUACACCGAGCGCGAGGAGCCCAAGAUGAAGGACUGGCGGCUGCCGCGCGAGGUGAUGUGGGCCGACCAGCGCAUGCUGUACACCAACAACAAGCACUACCUCAUGAACCUGUUCAACAUCCCGCGCACCGACGUGCCCGAGCUCAUCACUGACGCUGACGAAGGAUACAUCAGGGACAAGGUCAUCUACGAUCAUCCCUCUUUCGAGUUCGUCGAAGGCUACGGGCCGAACGACGGCGCCACGACGUUGAAGAACAAAGUGCCCAAAUACACUGAAUAUAUUUAAUUAUGAGGUUGUAGUGUAGAUUGUUAUCUUAAUAAAUUAUAAAAACAUU